Messenger RNA from Malaya genurostris, 1336 nucleotides. Its product is annotated as protein D2-like. The transcript has 4 exons. The record is from RefSeq and is a predicted model, not a curated record. Bases 85 to 660 code for a protein of 191 amino acids. NCBI's taxonomy places the organism in Eukaryota, Metazoa, Arthropoda, Insecta, Diptera, Culicidae.
AUGCAGUCUAGUGUUGUCAUUUGGCCACACCACACACACGUCUUGUUCGUUGUUGUCAUCGCGCGCGCGGAGUGAGGCAUCGCAAUGCAGGCCGAUAUCAAUCAGAUGUUUACCGAACACGACAUCGUUCCGGUGCUGAUCGAUCGUGCCCCGCUGGUGUUCGCGAAGGUCGCCUACCGAUCGAAGCGCCUGGUGGACGCUAGCAAGGAACUGACUCCGGCUGAGGCUCGCACCGAACCGAAAGUUGAAUGGUGUGCCGAUCCAACGACCUUCUACACACUGAUAAUGAUCGAUCCGGAUUCGCCUACUCGAACGGAACCGCUCAACAGGGAGUUCGUUCACUGGCUGGUCGGAAACAUACCCGGGAAACACGUGGAGCAGGGUGAAGUGAUGUUCGAGUACAUGCCGGUGUUUCCGCAAUCGGCAUCCGGCUACCAUCGGUACAUAUUCUUGCUCUAUAAACAGCACUGUCACAAUGAUUAUUCCGAGGCGCCAAGAGCCUCCCGAAAAAAUCGUACACCACGAAUACGUUUUUCGACACGGGAUUUUGCCCACCGGUACAGUCUGGGUCAGCCGAUCGCCGGGAACUUUUUUGUGGCGAAAUUCGACGACUAUGUUCCCACCAUUUUGCGCCAAUUUCCGGCCUCGAGCGACUUCUAGCGGAACUCGGACGAAUAACUUGCUCUCUCUCUCUCUUGAAUGACUUGCUGGAAAUCCAUCGCGCACCGACGAUGCGUCACUGUUGAUAGUGUAAUAACUGAGAUGAGUGAUGACUCGCCGACGACCAUCUCGUAGUGUUUUUUUUUCAAAUCCUAGGACAACGAAGAUUUCCAUCGAAUUAAAGCGAAGAUCACUGAGAGGGUUGGAUCAUUUAUUAUUGAGUAAAUUGUUUUGUUUUAUAUCAAUCUCACUUCUUAUCUCGUUAUCAAAAGUCAGAAAGACCAAAGUUCAUCUAAGUUAUCUAAAAUUAGUUCAUAAUUCGUGUCAUUUUCAGAACAAAUAAAGAUUUUUUUUUAUUAAAUCCGGUAUCACUUUCAGUUUACCGAUUUUCCUGUGUUGAACUUACAUUCCAGUUUUUGAAUUCCCACUCUAUCUAGCCAAUUGCAGUUAUCCAAUUACUUCGCAUGAGAGCAACAUCAUUUUCAUUCAAAUGUUGAUUUUAUUUUUUGCAUUUUCUUGAUUUGGUUAAAAUAUACAAUUUGCAUCACUAGCUAAUAAAUUAGAUUCUAGUUUUAUUUUUAAGAAGGACCUAGGAAAACAAUAUUCCACAGAAGAAACUAUGAAUAGCUUAAAAAUUGGCGGGAAAAUAUUCGAAAUAAAAACACAUUUAAAAAUC